AAUUUCAGGUUAGUUUGCUUUUUCACUUUAAAGUAUGUGUGUUUGGUUUCAAAGGGUUAUGUUUUUCCUCUUUGCUGCAUCAUUUGAUUUGGGCGCUUUGAAUUUUUUUUUUUUUUUUUGAUAAUUCUUUAUUAGAAUAGUGUUACUGUUUGCUAAACAUGGUUAAAACCCAGUUUCCUGCAUAGCUGAACAAACCUCAAAGAAGUGAAGUGGUGGAAGGUCCACUGAGUCUGAUCCGGUCUCAGACUCUGCACGUGUCACGUGCUGGCUGAAAUGCAAUUUGCCUUCUCUGCUUUGUUUACUUUCCCUGUGAAGCGCUCUCCUAAGACCUAACCUUUACUCGGUGGCUGACUUUCUUUAUGGGAGUAAAAGGAAGCCUCCUUAUGAAAUUGCUGUUGUGGGACUGAUACAAGCUAUCUAGUAUUCAAAGUUCUAAACAUUAUUUAAAAGGCAAAGAUACCCCAACACAUUAAAACAAGACCAAAAAGUCCACCAGCCACUCUUUCAACUGAAGUGAUGAAACCCAAAGAAUUCAGAUAACGAAAUGGAGAAAAUGAGAAGAAAGUUCAUCUGAAAAUCCGCCAUUAGUGAAGUGAUGAAGAACGUUUACUGGCUUAGUCUGAAACUUGUCAAGUUUGCAACUCUUGGCUGCCUAUGGAUUUCUGUGGUCCAGUGUACAGUUUUAAACAGCUGUUUAAAGUCAUGUGUAACUAACCUGGGCAGACAGCUUGACGUCGGCACACCUCACAAUCUGAGUGAACCGUGCAUCCAAGGAUGUCAUUUCUGGAAUUCAGCGGAUCAGGAAAACUGUGUCUUAAAGUGUAAUGAAACCUAUGCUGCAGUUUGUGAGCGAGAGUCCUGUGAAGUCGGCUGCAGCAGUGGGGAAGGCGCGUAUGAAGAGGAAGUGCUAGAAAAUGCAGACCUCCCUACUGCACCCUUUGCUUCUUCCAUUGGAAGCCAUGGGAUGACAUUACGAUGGAAAUCGGCCAACAUCUCUGGAGUAAAAUACAUCAUUCAGUGGAAAUACACACAACUUCCUGGAAGCUGGACUUACACUGAGGCCGUGUCCAAGCUCUCUUAUGUGGUAGAGCCCCUGCAUCCCUUCACUGAAUAUGUUUUUCGAGUGGUUUGGAUCUUCACAGCCCAGCUGCACCUGUAUUCCCCUCCAAGUCCCAGUUACAGGACUCAUCCUUAUGGAGUUCCUGAAACUGCUCCUUUCAUUAGGAAUAUUGAAAGCUCAAGUCCCGACACGGUGGAAGUCAGUUGGGCUCCACCUCGAUUCCCAGGUGGACCUAUUUUGGGCUACAACUUAAGGCUGAUCAGCAAAAAUCAGAAAUUAGAUUCGGGGACACAGGGAACCAGUUUCCAGUUUUACUCCACUCUACCAAAUACCACCUACAGGUUUUCUAUUGCAGCAGUAAAUGAAGUUGGUGAGGGGCCGGAAGCAGAAUCUAGUAUUACCACUUCAUCUCCAGCAGUUCAAGAAGAAGAACAGUGGCUCUUUUUAUCCAGGAAAACUUCUCUAAGAAAGAGAUCUUUAAAACAUUUGGUAGAUGAAGCACAUUGCCUUCAGUCAGAUGCCACACACCAUAAUAUUACAGGAAUAUCAGUUCAUGUCCACCGGCAAGUUGUUUAUUUCUCUGAAGGAACUCUCAUCUGGGUGAAGGAUGCUGCCAAUGUGUCGGAUGUGUCUGGCCUGAGAAUUUUUUACCGAGGUUCAGGAUUAAUUUCUUCCAUCUCCAUAGACUGGCUUUAUCAGAAAAUGUAUUUCAUCAUGGAUGAACUGGUAUGUGUCUGUGAUUUAGAGAACUGCUCAAACAUUGAGACAAUUACACCUCCCUCAAACAUUGCACCUCAAAAAAUUGUGGCUGAUUCAUACAAUGGGUAUGUCUUUUAUCUCCUGAGAGACGGCAUUUAUAGAGUCGACCUUCCUGUGCCCUCCGGUGGGGUCUCAGAAGCGAUGCAUAUUGUGCAGAGUGGCACGUUAAAGGACUUUGCAAUCAAGCCCCAGUCCAAGCGAAUCAUUUACUUCAACGACACCGCCCAAGUCUUCAUGUCAACCUUUCUGGACGGCUCCGCAUCCCACAUCGUCCUACCUCAUGUCCCCUUUACUAAUGUGAAGAGCUUCGCUUGUGAAAACAACGACUUCUUGGUCACAGAUGGCAAGGCCGUUUUCCAACAGGAUUCGCUGUCUUUUAAUGAAUUCAUCGUGGGAUGUGACCUGAGUCACAUAGAAGAAUUUGGCUUUGGCAACUUGGUCAUCUUUGGCUCAUACACCCAGCCACACCCGCUGCCGGGCCGCCCACAGCAGGUCUCCGUGCUGUUUGGCUCCCACCAGGCCCUGGUUCAGUGGAAGCCCCCCACUCUCGCCAUCGGAGCCAGUCCUUCUGCCUGGCAGGACUGGACUUAUGAGGUGAAAGUAUCAACUCAAGACCUUCCUGAAACCACUCACGUGUUCUCUAAUAUAAGUGGGACCAUCCUUAACGUACAUGACCUUCAGAGUGCUACAAAAUAUGAGGUUUCUGUGAGAGCAAGUUCUCCCAAGGGGCCAGGCCCUUGGUCAGAGCCCUCAGUGGGAACUACUCUGGUACCAGCUGCAGAACCACCAUUUAUCAUGGCUGUGAAAGAAGAUGGACUUUGGAGUAAGCCAUUAAAUAGCUUUGGCCCAGGAGAAUUCCUAUCCUCUGAUAUAGGAAAUGUGUCAGACAUGGAUUGGUAUAACAACAGCCUCUACUACAGCGACAUGAAAGGUGAUGUUUAUGUAUGGCUGCUGAAUGGGACAGACAUCUCAGAGAAUUAUCACAUACCCAACAUUGCAGGAGCAGGGGCUUUAGCUUUUGAGUGGCUGGGUCACUUUCUCUACUGGGCUGGAAAGACCUAUGUGAUUCAAAGGCAGUCUGUGUUGACAGGACACACAGACAUUGUGACUCACGUGAAGUUGCUGGUAAAUGAUAUGGUGGUGGACUCAGUUGGUGGAUAUCUCUAUUGGACCACAUUAUAUUCAGUUGAAAGUACCAGGCUAAAUGGAGAAAGUCCACUUGUAUUACAGGCACAGCCUUGGUUUUCUGGGAAAAAGGUAAUUGCUCUAACUUUAGACCUUAGUGAUGGGUUCCUAUAUUGGUUGGUUCAAGACAGUCAGUGUAUUCACCUGUAUACAGCUGUUCUUCGGGGUCAGAGCAGUGCUGGGGACACCACCAUCACAGAAUUUGCAGCCUGGAGCACCUCUGACAUUUCUCAGAAUGCACUGAUGUUCUACAGUGGUCGGCUUUUCUGGAUCAACGGCUUCCGGAUUAUCACAGCUCAGGAAAUUGGUCAGAGGACCAGUGUCUCCGUUUUGGAACCAGCCAAAUUUAAUCAGUUCACAAUUGUUCAGACAUCCCUCAAGCCUCUGCCAGGGAACUUCUCCUUUACCCCUAAGGUUAUCCCAGAUGCCAUUCCAGAGUCUUCGUUUAUGAUUGAAGGAAAUGCUUCGAGAUUUCACAUCCUCUGGAAUGCUCCCCCAGCAGUGGAUUGGGGCAUCAUUUUCUACAGUGUGGAAUUUAGUGCUCAUUCUAAGUUCCUGGCUAGUGAACAACAGUCUAAACCUGUAUUUAUUGUGGAAGGGCUGGAGCCCUAUGCCUUAUUUAAUCUUUCUGUCACUCCUUAUACCUACUGGGGAAAGGGGCCCAAAACAUCUCUAUCACUCCGAACACCCGAAUCAGUUCCAUCAGCACCAGAGAAUCCCAGAAUAUUUAUAUUACCAAGUGAAAAACACCGUAACAAGAAUGAAGUUGUGGUGGAAUUUAGGUGGAAUAAGCCUCAGCAUGAAAACGGUGUGUUAACAAGAUUCGAAAUUUUCUACCAAAUAUCCAACCAAAACGACACAAACAAAACAUUUGAAGACUGGAUUGCUGUCAAUGUCACUCCCUCAGUGAUGUCUUUUCAGCUGGAGGGCAUGAGUCCUGGGUACAGCGUUGCCUUCCAGGUUCGAGUCUUCACAUCCAAAGGACCUGGACCAUUUUCUGACAUAGUAAAGUCCAAAACAUCAGAAAUUAACCCAUGCCCAUACCUCAUAACUCUUGUUGACAACAAGAUAACUUUAUUAGAUAUGGAUCGAAGUCAGGUGGCAUGGACAUUCCCAGCAGAAGGCGAUGUUGAUGCCAUGGGCUACACAGCUGAUGAUGCAGUGGGGUACUACGCUCAGGGAGACUCCCUCUUCCUCCUCGAAAUGGACAGCCGGUCCAGCACUAAGAUUUUCAGAGAUGCGCUGGUUUUUGAUAUCACAAUUAUUACAAUUGACUGGAUUUCGAGGCACCUCUACUUUGUGCUGAAAGAAUCACAAAACAGAAUGCAAAUAUUUGAUAUGGAUCUUGAAAACAAGGUGAAAUAUCCCAGGAAGCUGAAAGCUUGCAAUAGAAAUUCAACAAUAACUUCUUUUUCUGUGUAUCCUUUUUUAAGUCGCCUAUAUUGGACAGAAGUUUUUGAUUCUGGAUCUCAGAUGUUCUACUACAGUAUUAUCAAAAAGACUGUGCACCGAAUUCUGCAACCCCCAGUCAUAAACCAUCCAAACGGAAGCCAAUGUUCUUGUAAUGUGACUGAAUCUGAGUUGAGUGGAGCAAUGACUAUUGACACCUCUGACCUAAAGAAACCACAGAUAUACUUUGUCAAAGGUCAAGAGAUCUGGGCCACAGAUCUAGAAGCAUGUCAGUGUUGGCAAAUUUUCAUCCUGCCUGCUCUUCUUGCAGGAAAAAUGCUUGUUAGCUUGACUGUGGCUGGAGAAUUUCUUUAUUGGAUCUCCAAAAUAGAGGACAGCACACAGAUUUAUCAAGCAAAGAAAAGCAAUGGGGCCAUCCUCUCCCAGGUGGAAGCCCCAAGGAGUAAGCAUAUUUUGGUUUACAGUUCAGUUCUACAGCCUUUUCCAGAUAGAGCAUUUCUGUCUCUAGCUUCCGAUAUUGCAGAGCCAACUAUACUUAACACCACUAACACCAGCCUCACAAUCAGAUUACCACCCACUCGGACAAAACUCACAUGGGACGGCAUCACCAGUCCCACUCCCACAUACCUGGUUUAUUACAAAGAAGUAAUUGACAUGAAGAACAGCUCUGAACUGAGAGAUAAAAUGCUGGAAUUUCAGGGGAGUAUCGCCCUUAUUGAAGGUUUACAGCCAUUUUCAACAUACAUGAUACAGAUAGCUGUAAAGAAUUAUUAUUCAGAUCCUUUGGAACAAAUACCUCUGGGAAAAGAGAUAUGGGGAAAAACUAAAAGUGGAGUACCAGAGGUGGUUUGGCUCAUUAACACAACCGUGCAGUCAGACACCAGCCUCGUUAUAUCCUGGACGGAAUCUCACAGGCCAAAUGGACCGAGAGAGUCCGUCCGCUAUCAGGUGGCAAUCUCUCAUCUGGCUCCCAUUCCAGAGAUUCCACUAAGGCAAAGUGAAUAUCCAGAUGGGAGUCUCUCUCUCCUCGUUACUAGACUGUCUGGUGGAAAACUCUAUGUGUUAAAGGUUCUGGCCUGCCAUGCUGAGGAAAUGUGGUGUGCAGAGAGUCACCCUGUCACUGUGGAAACAUUUGACUCGCCAGAGAAACCUUAUGGCUUUCUUCCAGGGAACACUAGUUUGCAGUUACAUUGGAAUGCUCCUUCAAAUGUUCACCUCAUCAGAUUUUGGUGUGAACUCCAAAAGUGGAAGCACAAUGAGUUUUACCAUGUUAAAGCUUCGUGCAGCCAAGGUCCUGCUUAUGUCUGUAACAUCACAGACCUCCAGCCUUAUGCUUCCUAUAAUGUCCGAGUAGUGGUGGUGUAUAGGACAGGCGCAAACAGCACGUCGCUUCCGGGAAGUUUUAAGACUAAAGCUGGAGUCCCAAGUAAACCAGGCAUUCCAAAAUUAUUAGAAGGGAGUAAAAAUUCAAUACAGUGGGAAAAAGCCGAUGAUAAUGGAAGCAGACUUAUGUACUAUAUCCUUGAGAUCAGAAAAAUCACUUCAAAUGAUUCAUGGAACCAGAAUUUAACAUGGAAGAUGGCAUUUAAUGGCUCAUGCAAUAGCAUUUGCACAUGGAAGUCCAAAAACCAGAAAGGAACAUUUCAGUUCAGAGUAGUAGCUGUAAAUAAUCUGGGGUUUGGUGAAUACAGUGGAAUCAGUGAUGAUAUUAUAUUAGUUGGAGAUGGUUUUUGGAUACCAGAAACAAGCUUUAUACUUACUAUUAUAAUUGGAAUAUUUCUGGUUAUUACAAUCCCAUUAGUCUUUGUCUGGCAUAGAUUAAAGAAUCAAAACACUCCCAAGGAAGGGCUGAUGGUUCUCAUAAAUGAAGACAAAGAAUUGGCUGAACUUCGAAGUCUGGCCACUGGAGUAGGGCUGGCUAACGCCUGCUAUGCGAUUCAUACUCUUCCAACCCAAGAGGAGAUUGAAAGUCUUCCUGCCUUCCCUCGGGAAAAACUGACUCUGCGUCUCUUGCUGGGAAGCGGCGCCUUUGGAGAAGUGUAUGAAGGGACAGCGGUAGACAUCUUAGGAGUUGGAAGUGGAGAAACCAAAGUAGCUGUGAAGACUUUGAAGAAGGGCUCCACAGACCAGGAGAAGAUUGAAUUCCUGAAGGAGGCACAUCUGAUGAGCAAGUUUAAUCAUCCCAACAUUCUGAAGCAGCUUGGAGUUUGUCUGCUGAACGAACCCCAGUAUAUUAUCCUGGAACUGAUGGAGGGAGGAGACCUUCUUACCUAUUUGCGUAAAGCCCGGAUGACACCGUUUCAUGGUCCUUUACUCACCUUGGUUGACCUCGUGGACCUAGGUGUAGAUAUUUCAAAAGGCUGCGUCUACUUGGAGCAGAUGCACUUCAUUCAUAGGGAUCUGGCAGCUCGGAAUUGCCUUGUCUCCAUGAAAGACUAUACCAGUCCAUCACGGAUAGUGAAAAUUGGGGACUUUGGACUUGCGAGGGACAUCUAUAAAAAUGAUUACUAUAGGAAGAGAGGAGAAGGUCUGCUCCCUGUUCGGUGGAUGGCUCCAGAAAGUUUGAUGGAUGGAAUCUUCACUACUCAGUCUGAUGUAUGGUCUUUUGGAAUUCUGAUUUGGGAAAUUUUAACUCUUGGUCAUCAGCCUUACCCAGCUCAUUCCAACCUUGAUGUUUUAAACUAUGUGCAAACAGGAGGAAGACUGGAGCCGCCAAGAAAUUGUCCUGAUGAUCUGUGGAAUUUAAUGACCCAGUGCUGGUCUCAAGAACCUGACCAAAGACCUACCUUCCAUAAAAUUCAAGAACAACUUCAGUUAUUCAGAAAUUUUUCCUUAAAGAGUAUUUCUCAAUGCAGAGGAGACGCAAACCCCAGUGGAGUCAUAAAUGAAGGCUUUGAAGAUGAAGAUGGUCAUCCAAUUUGUUUGAAUUCAGAUGACGUUACGUCCGUUGCUUUAAUGGAAACCAAGAACCAAGAAGGGUUAAACUACAUGGUACUUGCUACAGAAUGCAAACAAGGUGAAGCCAAUUCUGAGGGUCCUCUAGGCUCUAAGGAAUCUGAAUCUUGUGGUCUGAGGAAAGAAGAGAAGGAACCACAUGCAGACAAAGCUAUCUGCCAAGAAAAACAAGUGGCUUACUGCCCUCCUGGCAAGCCUGAAGGCCUGAACUAUGCCUGCCUCACUCACAGUGGAUAUGGAGAUGGGUUUGAUUAAUAGCUCUGUUUGGGACAUGCAGGGUUGAGAUAAACACUCCUCCCAUUAAGUGGUCACUGAAAGAAAACCUAGUAGAGUGAUAGAUGUUGUGGUGUGGUGGUCUGUGACUCCAAAUUAACACUGGACAAAGAAACGUAUAGAAGAAUUGGAUUUUUGGUACAAUACACUUGCAUUACAAUCUGGAUAAUAGAGAAAUUUACAGAAUAUCUGAGGAGAACAGCCCAUAAAGUAUCAAAUUAAUACUCUCCUGUAUUCUAAUUUUGGUUCUAAGAGCCAUUUGGUUUAGGUUGAGACAAUCUCCAUACCAACAGUCUAACCUUGAGCAGAAUUCUGUGGUGAACCUAUAAGCAUUUGAAAAGCUUAGAAAGACUAAUGAGUCUGGAAAUGAAACUGUAAUUCUUUGCCCUGAGGUCCCUUAGGCCCCUUCCCACCCUUCAGUCUGGACUCUAAGAGCAACAUUUUAGUUAGAUAGAAAAAAAACACUUACGUUCAAAGACCUGAAGGAGGAAAACAAGUGUGCUCAGGGGGCCAAGUGAACUACAGAUUAUCCCAAGCAGGACGAAGGAAAUGACUAAAUAACUCUACACGUAAAGAAGGAACCAGCACCCAAGACACAAAUCAUUUAAGAAAGCUAUUAAUACAAAAAAAAAUUGUCCUUAAUGACUACUGUAAAAUAUUUUGUUUUUUGGAGUCUUGGAACAGCAGUCUCAAUCAUAUUGCAAAGAGGACCAUGAAGAUCUCUAUGUCCUAAAGUUUAGCAUUCCAUGGUCGUUGGAUCAUAUACAAAUGACUCUGUGAAUGUGUGCUAUUAAUACUAUAGGAAUUAGCUAAUAUAGAUUUGUUUGUUUGCCAUAUCUAUUUUCUACAUAAAAUACUUAUGAUUACAUUUACUACGAAAUUGUCCUUACAAUUAAAUACAAAUGAUAAUAUAAUGUUAAUUCAAGCUGUAUGAUUUUAAGCAACCAUACAAAAUAAUGAGAACUAUUAAAAAAUCACUUCAGGGAAACACUAAUUUAAAGCCAGUCAUUCUUUGCAGUUACCCAUUUAAAUCAGAAAGCCUCAAGCCUUCUCACAACAGUUCUAAUGAAAGUAUUCGAUGUGUUAUUUAGUUGCAGCAUACAGAAUGUUCACAAGAUACAACGAAUACUUUGAUCAUACUAAUAACAUUUGCUAAAACUAUUGUGGAAGCAGUACAUGGAUCCAUUUUCACUUUGGAUCAUUUAGUUCAUUUUAAAAUGUGUCCACUGCCUGAGAACUUGCAGCGAUGACAGGCUGUGUGGUAAGGUACACAGGGAGGUCAGUGUGUUUGUUCUGUGGUGAACAGGCCCCAAGUAAAGGUCCAGGAUUCAUGGCCACUCUAUCACAUCUAGUAUCCACUGAACAAGGCAGAGUAUUUUCUUUCUGAUCUUCAGACUUUUUAAUGGGCAUUGAUCAUUCUUUUUGUUGGCCCACCAUAUGAUGCCACUUCCCCUGUUGGGGAGUUCCCCUACCUUUAUUUUCAGAUGGGGAGCCAUGUUCUAUUUGCUUCCCUAAGAUCUCAUGCAAUACGAAGGCAGGCAGUGACCCGAGCCCCCACCACUCAGACACACCCACCACAGGCUUCUAAUUGAGAGAGAAGGAAGCAAAGAAACAGGGUCCCCGGUGAGCCAUCCCUGGUCACGGUGGCAAGUGGAGUUAGUCUGCUCCCAGAAUGCAGCAUCCAGGGCCAGGGGAGCCAGGAGAGCAAGCCUGGAGCCUGGUGCCUCUGGCAGCCGGGGCAGGCAGACUGGGGGCUUGGUUCUGCUGUCUGCUUCUAGCAGGGGUUCCCUGCUCCAUAGCCUCUGAGUUCGGUUCUCAAGCGCCCCCAAGGAUUCUGUGACUUAUCUCCAUAUCCUUUUAAUAAAUGUUUUUCUUUUAAGUCAGCCAGAGUCAGUUUCUGUUUUUUGCAACUACGACUUUUGCUCUGCCAAAGUAAUACAGAAACUUUAUUUUGGAAUGCACAAAGAAACAUAUAGAAGAAUUGAAUUUUUGGUACAAUACACUUGCAUUACAACCUGGAUAAUAGAUUUACAGAAUAUCUGAGGAGAACAGCCCAUAAAUUAUCAUGCUUUAGCUAGGAUAUAAGUGCAAAUUAUUAGACUUUUAAAAUUAAUUCAUAAUAAAUGGUAUUGGUAGAAAUAUUUACUACAACAUAAAAUAGACAGUGGCUGAAAUCUCAUAGGAAAAUUUAUUAUAGAUCAAAGUAAUUGAUAAAAAUACAAAUGGCUGAUAAUAUUGAAAACUGUAAGUUUAUUCUGGAAAAAUUAGAUUUCGUAAUCAAGAGGGAAAAAUUGGCUAUGGCUAAAAUCGGCACUAGUUAAAAUGUGUUAUUCACUAAAAAUUAACAGAAGAAUAAAAUCUCAUUGAUAAAUUUUUCUAUCUGCAAAAAUGACCUGGGAAUAUUAUACUUGAGAGAAAUUAUGGCUCCCAAAGGCAGAAGUUAUAAUUGGUAUAAACAAAACAAAACAAUACAAAGCCAAUCAAUAACUCUAACCUUCAUUUUAAAUUGUUCAAGGAAAAGAAACAGUCUGUAAGAAAAAUAUUUAAGUUGAAAAUCAAAAACAUUUUUUUUAACAUUGCCAGCUGAACAAAGAUUUACCUGGAUAAAAUUAAUAUGUUGCCAUAAUUCUGCUGCAAAUGCUUUAUUCAAAAUGUCCUGGAGAAAAGAACCUGUCCCUGAUCUCAGAUAUUCUGUGUUGCUUACCCAUCCUGGUUUUCCCUGGCCUAUUGGAAUGUUCUCACCUAUUCUUCUCUGCUUGUCUAAAUUCCAGACAUCCUUUAGGGUCAGCUCAUAUUCCAACUUGUUGGAAAGGCUUGUCUCUAACUCCCUCCCCUCCUUCUUAUCAGAAUUACUGCUGCUCUUGUCUUUAUGUCUUGUUAACUGGCAAUCAUGGUAUUGUGGU
This is a messenger RNA of Dama dama (fallow deer), 10545 nucleotides long. It is a transcript of the gene ROS1, whose product is annotated as ROS proto-oncogene 1, receptor tyrosine kinase. NCBI's taxonomy places the organism in Eukaryota, Metazoa, Chordata, Mammalia, Artiodactyla, Cervidae. The record is from RefSeq and is a predicted model, not a curated record. Gene Ontology annotation, molecular function: ATP binding; transmembrane receptor protein tyrosine kinase activity; protein binding. The transcript is spliced from 44 exons. Gene Ontology annotation, cellular component: membrane; signaling receptor complex. The coding region runs from base 596 to 7624 and encodes 2342 amino acids. Gene Ontology annotation, biological process: positive regulation of kinase activity; cell surface receptor protein tyrosine kinase signaling pathway; regulation of TOR signaling.